Messenger RNA from Talpa occidentalis (Iberian mole), 1757 nucleotides. It is a transcript of the gene THEM6, whose product is annotated as thioesterase superfamily member 6. The transcript has 2 exons. The record is from RefSeq and is a predicted model, not a curated record. NCBI's taxonomy places the organism in Eukaryota, Metazoa, Chordata, Mammalia, Eulipotyphla, Talpidae. The coding region runs from base 69 to 965 and encodes 298 amino acids.
GGCAGGCGCGGGCACAGGCGCCGCGGGACCGGCCGGCACAGCGCAGCGGCCCGCGCUCCGGCGCCGCCAUGCUGGGGCUGCUCGCGGCGCUGCUGGCGCUGGCGCUCGCCUACUUCGCGGGGCUGGACGGCUGGUACCUGGCGCGCGUGCCCUGCGCCGUGCUGCGCGCGCGCCUGCUGCAGCCGCGCGUCCGCGACCUGCUGGCCGAGCAGCGCCACGCGGGCCGCGUGCUGCCCUCGGACCUGGACCUGCUGCUGCACAUGAACAACGCGCGCUACCUGCGCGAGGCCGACGUGGCGCGCGCCGCGCACCUGGCCCGCUGCGGGGUGCUGGGGGCGCUGCGCGCGCUGGGGGCGCACGCCGUGCUGGCCGCCUCGUGCGCGCGCUACCGCCGCUCGCUGCGCCUCUUCGAGCCCUUCGAGGUGCGCACCCGCCUGCUGGGCUGGGACGCCCGCGCCUUCUACCUGGAGGCGCGCUUCGUCAGCCUGCGCGACGGCUUCGUGUGCGCGCUGCUGCGCUCCCGCCAGCACGUGCUGGGCGCCUCCCCGGAGCGCGUCGUGCAGCACCUGUGCAAACGCAGGGUGGAGCCCCCCGAGCUGCCCGAGGACCUGCGGCACUGGAUCGCCUACAACGAGGCCAGCAGCCAGCUGCUCCGGGCUGAAAGCGGGCUCGGUGAGCCCCCAAGGACCAGUGACCGCCCGCCGUGCCGGCCGCCGGGGACAGAGCAGAACGGGCCGGCCCGGCUGGGACCAGCCCCGCCCAGCCCCUCACACAGUCAGGCCCUGCUCCCUGCACCCUGCUCCGCGCCGCCGCACGCUGGCAGAGAUGGGGUGACCAGGCGGCCCAGCUCUGCCCUCAGGGUGGAGACCACGGUGGUGUGGGAGGCCCAGCCUCCACUGCCGGCCGAGCCCUGGGGGCAGAGCAGGGUGGGGUCUGCCCAGGGUGGGGUCUGCGCCCCAAGAUGACGAGCUUUCAAGGGUUCCAAUGUCUUUUUAAGGCCAUUUCCUCUGUGGAGGAGGAGGGGCCAGGCCCCAGGUGAAUCUGGGGGGGUCUUAGCUGAGCCUGGAGGGUGUAGAGGGCCAGAGCAGGGGCACCUGGGGAGCCAGGGAGUCUCCCAUCGCCCUGGUGUGUCCCUGCUCAGGCAGAGAUGGGGCCGUGACCGGGCUUCCUCCAGGGUGCCCUCUGCACCUUGCCCGUCCACACCCCGGUGCCCAGGUGCCGGCUGUGUGACAGGCUGCCCUGCCGCACCCCCCCCCCACAGGCUCAGUCGCUGGUCCUUGCCUUGGCACAGCCCUCACUAGACCUUCGCUCCUGCCCUCCUCUGGGUGGGGGGAGCUCCGGGGACAGCUGGGAGCUGGCCCAGAGCACCCAGGGCCUCGGCCCCUGGCUGGUGGGGACGCUGGGGUGCAGGGCCCUGGGGGGGGCUGCUUGCCUGCAUGUGGCUGCUAGGGCACCAAGCCCACCUGCCUGGGCCGGCCCCACCGCCCAGCACCGCCCCGUGCCUGUCGGCCAGGACCCUCGAGCUGGAGCGGAGCCCGCGCCCGCCCCCCGCCCGCCCCGCGCUGUCUCUGCCUUACACGGGAAGCUGCAGUGUCUGUCUCGUGUGAAGACAGCCCGAAUUAAAGGGCCUUACGUGGAGCGUGAGACCACCUCAUUUCUGCAGGCCUGGCCCCCCGCGGCCGCUCACCAGGGUGUCUGGCGUGGGGCUGUCCGCCCUGGCCUGCUGGGUGCUGUGAAUUAGGGGCCCGGCUGGCAGG